AUGCACGUUUCCACCAUCAUCACCUCCCUUGCAAUUGCUAUGCUUCCCGCCGUGGCAGUUGCCGACUGGGCCGAGCUCAAGGAUCAGCUCAAGCUGUCUAGCUGUGGCACUGUGUGCAGCAGUAUCUUGCCCGCUUUCAGCAAUGACUCUUUCGAUGAUAUCUGCAACAAGCUGGUCGAAGACGGCUGCGCAAAGGCUAUGAUCACCGGAGAUAACGACGUGGGAUCUAUUGGAUUCGCCAAGAAUGGCGAUGUCAGCUGCGAUGAUGCUAAGCCUGCUGGCCAGCUUACUUGCACCAAUGCCUUCCGCGAGGUCGUCAGCUCCAGCACUGGCUUCGGAAAGAUCGGCGGUACCCGGUCUCAGCAGAAAUCCAUCUACAAUGCCGAUGGUGUGGAACUCGGCGCCAUUGCCAUGACGGGCGCCUGCCUUCCUAUUGGCGAGACCAAUGCCUGCUCCUAG
Penicillium brevicompactum is the source of this 459-nucleotide messenger RNA. RefSeq lists its product as uncharacterized. The coding region runs from base 1 to 459 and encodes 152 amino acids. The transcript has 2 exons. NCBI's taxonomy places the organism in Eukaryota, Fungi, Ascomycota, Eurotiomycetes, Eurotiales, Aspergillaceae. The record is from RefSeq and is a predicted model, not a curated record.